UCGUUAUACAUAAUAUGUCACUAACAGCUGUUCCGGUAAAUACAAAAUAUGGAAAAAAUCUAAACAAUAUCAAAUUGUAAAGGAAUAAACAUAAUUCGAUAAAAUAAAUAGAAAAUACAUCAUACUUUUAUAAUUUAUAAGAAUUAAUAGCAUAGUGUUAAAUAAUAGACAUUACAUAACCUUUCAAGGAUUAUGGCGGCUAAAAAAGUUUUGAUUGGUGGCGGCACGGGCUUUGUCGGAACUCGCUUAAAUAGUCUCUUAAAAGCUAACAACUAUUGUGUGGUGAACAUAUCUCGUAUGCCGGGUGCCAACAACAUUUCCUGGUCUGCUUUGGAGACUUCGGGAUUGCCUUCACAGACAUGUGCUGUAGUAAAUCUGGCAGGUCAACAAUUCAUGGAUUUUACUAAAAUGUGGACACCAGGUUUUAAACAAAACGUAAAAACAUCCAGAGUAUAUACAACAAAGGCAAUUGCAAGUGCUAUUAACAAAAGCCAAGAUAAACCUAGAGUAUUUGUGUUGAUCACCGGAGUAGGUGCUUAUGAGCCAUCAGAGACUAUAAAGUAUGAUGAAUCAAGUCCUACAACAGGCAAUGACUUUUUCUCUAAAUUGCUAGUUGAAUGGGAACAAGCUGCAACAGUUGACCCACCCGUAAGGCUGGUUAUAAUACGUUCAGGUGUUGUACUUGGUCGUGAAGGUGGUAUGAUAAAGAACAUGAUAGUACCAUUUUUCUUUGGACUUGGUGGUCCCAUAGCAUCCGGGAAACAGUUCCUGCCAUGGAUCCACAUAGAAGAUCUCAUUAGACUGAUACAAUUUGCCAUAGAAAAUGAAAAUGUCAAAGGAGUCUUAAAUGGUGUCGCUCCUCAGGUUAUUACAAAUGCAGAAUUUACUAAGUCAUUCGCUAAAGCCUUGUCACGUCCUGCAUUCUUCACUGUACCAGAAUUUUCGUUAAACCUCCUAUUGAAUCCAGAAAGGGCUAUGAUGUUGACAAAAGGUCAAUAUGUCGUGCCAAAACGAACUUUAGAAUACGGCUUCCAGUACAAAUAUUGCACAAUAGACGAAGCUUGCGCUGAAUGUGCACAUUUAUUCUCAAAAAAUUAAAUUACAAAAUCCCACCAAACUAUCGAACAAAACUUGAUUUUGUUUUAUUUAUAAGUUCUCAGUUAAAAUAUGAAGGCGGCAAUAAUGUAUUAUAAAUAUUGUAUACCGUCAAGGUUAAAUUAAGAGCGAUACAAAAAAGCAAAAUUUUAUUAUUAGCGCCUCGAAAGUACAAACUUGUUUGGUUUAUAUGUUAAUUGAGUUUUUGUUACACAACGAAAUAAUAAAAUUUCUUAUAUAUAGAAAGAAUUUAAUGUUGUUGAUGUCAAAUAUAUAUAUAUUGUUAUGAAAUAAGAAAUGAAAUCGUAACAAAAUUAAUAAAUAAGUAGAGAAAUUAUAA
This is a messenger RNA of Danaus plexippus (monarch butterfly), 1435 nucleotides long. It is a transcript of the gene SDR39U1, whose product is annotated as epimerase family protein SDR39U1. The transcript has 5 exons. The record is from RefSeq and is a predicted model, not a curated record. NCBI's taxonomy places the organism in Eukaryota, Metazoa, Arthropoda, Insecta, Lepidoptera, Nymphalidae. Bases 193 to 1098 code for a protein of 301 amino acids.